Macadamia integrifolia is the source of this 567-nucleotide messenger RNA. Its product is annotated as protein SEED AND ROOT HAIR PROTECTIVE PROTEIN-like. The record is from RefSeq and is a predicted model, not a curated record. NCBI's taxonomy places the organism in Eukaryota, Viridiplantae, Streptophyta, Magnoliopsida, Proteales, Proteaceae. Bases 1 to 567 code for a protein of 188 amino acids. The transcript is spliced from 2 exons.
AUGCAAGUUGUUAACCACCACCAUUCCAAUACAAAUCCAAUAGUUACACAGAAGCAAGCAGAGGCAGCCAUGGCCAUCAAGCAUGUCCUCCUCUUCUUCCUCUCUUCCCUCGCCUUCCUCACACUCACCAUUGAUGCUACAAAUUCUACUAGUUUUGAACCCAAGGUAAUCAUUGGCGUACAGGGAGUUAUCUAUUGCAAAUCAGGCUCAGAACAUAUUCCCAUUGAAGGAGCCAAGGGGAGAGUAACAUGCUUAGUGGUUGAUGAGAAUGGAUAUGAAUCAGCCAUCACUGUCCUCAGUGAUAAAACAGAUAAGAAUGGUUACUUCAUAGCCAAGUUGUAUCCCUCGCAGCAUGAAGAGCUUGAAUAUAAAGGGAUCCUCACACGGUGUAAGGCUUACCUUAACAGCUCUCCAUUGAGGAAAUGCCGUGUUCCAACUGAUAUCAAGAAGGGAAUGAGUGGUGCUCCUCUUUUGUUGCCCCGUAUUCUUCCUGAAGAGAACAUUCAUUUGUACUCGGUGGGACCUUUUGUGUACACCUCUGAGCCUGAAUUCCUUGAUGGUUAUUGA